AUAGAUGUCAGGUGACAAGAUUAUUGAUGUAUUAGAAGAUGAAUUUCUUGACGAUAGCCAGUUUGAUGACAGCCUUCUCUCACCUGAAGUCACAAAUCGGAUUGUGCACUCGGCCACUUCAGACACCUUGGACUCUGUUGCGUUAGGACCAAUGACUGAUGAAUUAUCUCUACUGGAAGAUCUCGGUGGCAGCAAUCCAAGUAUUGCAGAGGAUGAAAGGUAUGAAGAUACUGGGAUAGAGAUAUCAGGUUCAGGAGUGAAGGAAACAAUCACAGAGAACCAAAGUACAGAGGUACCAAUAAAUUUAGACACAACCUCUGUAGAAACAUUGGAAGAAAAGCUGUUUGGUAGUCCUGUUAAAGAUCAAAUCAAUAUAAGUAGCUACUUUACUAGUGACAGUCAGGAAAAUGAUCCAUUUAGUGCACUAAGCAGUGGACAAAGUCAGGAGGAGGUUAUACUGAGCUCACCACAAGCAGAGGAAACAGAGCAACCACAAGCAGUGGAAGUGAAACAACAAGAUCUUUUCAAUCAAACCAAUGACCAACAAUCUGAGACAAGAGAUAGUGGUGAAAUAGUAGUUCACCAUGAUAUGUUAGAAAGGAGACUCUCUAAAGAUGAGCCAGAAAGUGUUGAUUUUGAAGCUGUUCCUGAGAAUGAUUUAAAUGUUAUGGAGGCCUCCAUGCAGUUGAUAGAUGAUAAAGAAGAUUUUGAAUCUUUCACUGCUGAGAGUGGCCCAGCAGACAUUGACCAAGCAAUUGGAGGAAUAACAGAUAUCCAUCUGAAUGAAAGACAUAGAACCACUUCAGAAACAAUGCAUCAAGACUACAAUACACAAUUAUCCAUAUCCAGUCAGCAUUCCCAGGGUGCAAUACCAACUCCUCCCAUAAUUCCUUCUCCUGUCAAUCAGCCAUUCAGUGGACACCCUCUGUCGGCUGUAAAUGUUGCACCAUUAUUGACACCAAGCACACCAGUCUUUCCAACACAUGUUAAUGAAGAAAAAGAGGCUGCAGUGCAGGGAACAUUAGAUUUGGAGAGUAGUGCUACUAACACAUUCCAGUCUUUACCAAAUGUAGAUACCACAGAUCCAUUUACAACAAGCUUACAAAUGAGCGAGUCUGACAGACAGCAUGAUGCCUGGAUUCCAGCUGAUGGCACCAGACAAACUCUACUGACAAUAGCAACAAGUGUACCUGGUACUUACACCCCUUCCCUGGAGGAGCUGAGUACUCCUGGCAUUGUGGUUGAUGAACCACAGGGUGAUCCUGUGAGAGAUUUAGUGUACAGAUAUAUGGGAGAACAGGAAGCUAUCAAAAGACAAAUUCUGACUGUAGACAGUGUGACACAGGAUGUGGAGGGACUUAAAGCUCUCAUUAAAGGUGGUUGUUAUCGAUCAGCUAUAGACAUGUGCAGAAGGUUGUUAACAGCAGCGGGCCAGGGCCCUGGUAAAGCUGGUGAAAUUACCCAGCAUACAGUGCAUACAAUACAGUUAUGGUUUUGUCGUUUUACCCUUCUACUGAAACUAAGACUGUACAGUGUGGCAGAGUCAGAGAUGCAGGCUUUCCAAAAUCUAGACACCCCAGACCUCUACUUUGAAUUUUAUCCACACAUUUAUCCAGGUCGCAAAGGAUCCAUGGUACCAUUUGGGAUGAGGAUUUUACAUGCUGAGAUUCCACAUUACAUGGGAAGAUCACAGGAGACAAUAGACAGGCUUUACUACAUACUGGCCGUCACUCAAAAGAUACUUAAAAACCUUCAAGAAGGAUAUGCAGAAGAUGGAAGUGCAAUACAGCUUAGUGAUGGAAGCAGGAAAGGAUCUUUGGAGAUUUGGAAGGAACGUGAGAGACAAGUUUUAUAUGUCAUUGGAAAUACCUUCCUUGCAUUAAGAGAUUAUGAAGCUGCCAUGACCACAUACAAUAGUCUACUAGAGAAAGACCCCACAAGGAAGGCAGGACUACUCAGUGGAAUGGGUCGUAUUUACUUACAGAUGGGGAACGUUGACAAAGCCCAAGAGUGCUUUAAGCAUUCAGAGGUGAUCUCUAACAGUAGCGACAAAUCUAUACAAUGUAGAAAUGCUAUCAACAGGGGAUUAGAGGCUAUGUGUACGAACAAUUUCUCAGAUGCAUAUCAAAACUUCAAACAAGCCGUGGAAGCAGAUCCUUCUAACACCUCUGCCGUCAACAAUAUGGCAGCUUGUUCACUUUAUAUGGGCAAACUGAUGGAUGCACUGAAGACGUUAGAAGUUUUGGUGCAUGAAGACCCAGUAAGGAAUCUUCAUGAAGGAGUUUUAUUCAAUCUGUGUACAUUGUAUGAACUUGAGUCAUCACGUGCUCUUCAUAAGAAGCAGGCUUUACUGGACCUGGUCAGUCGACACAAAGGAGAUGGUUUCCCAGCAGCUUGUCUUAAAAUGGCUUAAUAAACUGUAAAUUUCUGUGGCAUAGUGCAAUAAUUAUUGAUUACAUGUACAGUAUAUUUGCAUACAUAUAUGCAGGACAAAGUUUUAUUGAAUAAAUGUGUAAAAUGUC
This is a messenger RNA of Saccostrea echinata, 2522 nucleotides long. RefSeq names its product trafficking protein particle complex subunit 12-like. The record is from RefSeq and is a predicted model, not a curated record. The transcript is spliced from 12 exons. NCBI's taxonomy places the organism in Eukaryota, Metazoa, Mollusca, Bivalvia, Ostreida, Ostreidae. Gene Ontology annotation, cellular component: TRAPP complex; Golgi apparatus. Bases 5 to 2413 code for a protein of 802 amino acids. Gene Ontology annotation, molecular function: protein binding.